GAAGACGUCAGUGGAACUCUGAAAAACUGUCAGAGUGAGACCUCUUUCCCAACAACCUCUAACCUCAGGSUUAUUUGUCUUUUUCUCGCCAUGUUCGCCGUCAGAAAUGCUCUCCGUCUCGGCUCCAGGUUGUCCGUCCCCGCCGUGGCGAGGAGGGGAUGUGCCGGAGCUGCAAUCCCGGUGGACGACGUGGUGAACGGACUGACAGAGGAGCAGAUACAGCUGAGGCAGACGGUCCGUAAAUUCUGUGUGGAAAAACUUGGACCACACGCCGAUGAGAUUGACAAGAAGAAUGAGUUUCCAGGACUGCGGGAUUAUUGGAAAGCGAUGGGGGAGAUGGGACUGCUCGGCAUCACUGCACCAGUGGAGGACGGGGGCACCGGGUUGGGCUACAUGGAGCACGUCAUCGUGAUGGAGGAAAUGUCCCGGGUGUCGGCAGCCAUCGCUCUCAGCUACGGCGCCCACUCGAACCUCUGCGUCAACCAGCUGGUGCGUCACGCCAACRCUAAACAGAAGGAGAAGUACAUGCCGAAGUUGCUGACAGGAGAGCACAUCGGCGCCCUGGCCAUGAGUGAACCUAACGCUGGUUCUGAUGUCGUCUCCAUGAAACUCAAAGCUACAAAGAAAGGGGACUACUAUGUUCUAAAUGGCAACAAAUUUUGGAUCACAAAUGGUCCGGAUGCAGAUGUUCUGAUUGUGUACGCAAAGACGGAUCCUGGGGCGCAUCAGAAAGGGAUCACAGCGUUUAUUGUUGAAAAGGGUAUGCCAGGAUUCUCCACAGCUCAGAAACUGGAUAAACUGGGCAUGAGGGGCUCCAGCACCUCUGAGCUGAUCUUUGAAGACUGCAAAGUUCCAGAGAAGAAUGUUUUGGGUUCACUGAACAAAGGCGUGUACGUGAUGAUGAGUGGACUGGACCUGGAGAGGCUUGUGCUCGCUGCAGGACCUGUAGGCAUCAUGCAGGCAGUUUUAGAUGCUGCUGUUCCUUACCUGCAUGUGAGAGAAGCGUUUGGACAGAAGAUUGGACACUUUCAGCUGAUGCAGGGGAAGAUGGCCGACAUGUACACCAGGCUGAGCUCCUGCCGGCAGUACCUUUACAACGUUGCUCGGGCUUGUGACAGAGGACACUCCAGCUCAAAGGACUGUGCUGGAGUGAUCCUGUAUUGUGCUGAGAACGCCACUCAGGUUGCUCUGGAUGGGAUUCAGUGUUUGGGUGGGAACGGGUACAUUAACGACUAUCCGAUGGGGCGGUUCCUGCGAGACGCAAAGCUCUACGAGAUCGGCGCGGGCACAAGCGAAGUCCGCAGGAUCAUCAUCGGGCGAGCCUUCAACUCAAUGUUCAAAUAGAUAAAACCGACAGAUAAAAGUGAGGGUUUGUUGUGAAUGAACAGAUACUGUCACCCAGGACCUUACUGUCUGAGCUGUCGCUGCCAUCAAUAUCACCAUUUUAAUCCUUUAUAAUCUACAAUGAAUCGAGAAUCAACAGUGAUGUUACAGCCCGAAUGGCAGCAGCCAAAGCAAAUUAAAAAUGUUUUUGUUUUUAGCUUAGCUGUAGUUUCAUUUUCAGUCACUUAAAAGGUUAUUUAAAAUGAAUUAGCCUGAUCUAGGUGGAUGUUAAAACACUCCUCACAGCCUUACAACCUCUCCGGCUUAAACAGGAAAUUAAAUGAGACAGUUUUUUUUUUUUCUUGAAGCUUUAGUCUGAGCACAUGAAGCCUCAGAGUUGCUUUAGUUUCCAUUAUUUUAUGUGCAAAACAAACAAAAAUCUAAAUUUCCAGUCUAAUCUCCCCCUGUGAAUAAACUGUUUCAACAUAAAAUAACUAUUUCAUAUCUGAGUGAACUCUUUAUGAAUGUUAUUGCAAACUGAGAUGAUUCAUAAGAAAAGUUGGUCAAUGUAAUAUUAGAAUAUUUUUGUUUACUGUACAAAGAAUAAACAACUAUUGUCAAAGCUAGUUCAUUGAAAUCGUGCACGUUUUCUCUUCUGUAAAGAACUUUGAUUCCACAUUUGUUUUUAUGUACUUUAUGUAUGAAACAUAUAAUGUUUGGAAUAUAUUAAUUACAUUU
Molecule: messenger RNA, 2061 nt
Organism: Austrofundulus limnaeus
Lineage: Eukaryota; Metazoa; Chordata; Actinopteri; Cyprinodontiformes; Rivulidae
Gene: ivd
Product: isovaleryl-CoA dehydrogenase
Exons: 12
Coding region: 91-1344 (417 amino acids)
Biological process (GO): L-leucine catabolic process
Cellular component (GO): mitochondrion
Molecular function (GO): flavin adenine dinucleotide binding; 3-methylbutanoyl-CoA dehydrogenase activity
Source: RefSeq, a predicted model, not a curated record